Messenger RNA from Esox lucius (northern pike), 1452 nucleotides. It is a transcript of the gene hikeshi, whose product is annotated as heat shock protein nuclear import factor hikeshi. The record is from RefSeq and is a predicted model, not a curated record. The transcript has 5 exons. Gene Ontology annotation, molecular function: nuclear import signal receptor activity; Hsp70 protein binding. Gene Ontology annotation, cellular component: cytosol; nucleus. Gene Ontology annotation, biological process: protein import into nucleus. NCBI's taxonomy places the organism in Eukaryota, Metazoa, Chordata, Actinopteri, Esociformes, Esocidae. Bases 162 to 689 code for a protein of 175 amino acids.
UCUGAAUGGGCUGAACCAGAACAUGCCAGAAGCAAAAAUUAUAUUUGAAUUCUUAGCUAGCUAGAUACAUUCAGAGUGGUGUGGAAUGGACACGGUUGAAGCUAUCUGUUAACUCAGAUAGCCAGAUUUACCAAAAAUAUAAAGUAACAGACGGCAUAGAAAUGUUUGGUUGUUUGGUUGCUGGUAGAUUGGUCCAGACAGAUGCCCAACAAGUUGCUGGUGACAAGUUUGUCUUCAAUUUACCAGACUAUGAGAAUGUGAACCACGUGGUGGUCUUCAUGUUGGGUACAGUGCCUUUCCCUGUGGGGAUGGGGGGCGCCGUCUACUUCUCCUUCCCGGACCCUGUCGGCGGGCAGGUGUGGCAGCUCUUGGGUUUCAUCACCAACGAGAAACCGAGUGCCAUCUUUAAAAUAUCCAAAUUAAAACCUGGUGAGGGUGCCGAGCAUCCAUUUGGAAUGAUGCCAGCACCCCAUCUUGCUUCCAUGGCCCAAGUCGGCGUUUCAAUUGAGCCUUUGGAGCAGCUAGUCCAACAGACUCCUGUACCAGGCGCCACUGUGUCUGCUGUAGACUCCUUCAUACAGAUGACGCCAAACCCGUCAGAAAUGUUCAUCCCUGCCAGUUCCAUUCUCAAAUGGUAUGAAAACUUCCAGAGGCGAAUGGCUCAAAACCCUAAUUUUUGGAAGACGUGAGUUGUCUGUGAUACAACAGUACUGAAAACAAUGACAAUGGUACAUGGUCAGGUUGGAUGAAAUACUUUCCCCUCCAUAAUAUCCAGUAAUUGUCUUCUGGAGAAGAUGAAGACAUCUCGUUUUACAGCAGCAUUUAUCAUCUUUUGUUAAAAAAACAAAGUAAUAAAACAUUUCUCUUAUCUGACCACUGCUUUAUUUCAUACAUACUUAGCAUACAAGCAGAACCUGGAUUCUUAAUUUCUUUGGGCAAACUAACAGUUUUGUAGUGGAUGAGAUUUGGACAGUUGAAAUAUUCUCACAUUCUCACCUAAUGCCUAUUCUCCAUGUGUUCAGAUCCUCUAGUAAUAUGACCAUGUUUUACUCCACUGUACUUAGGGUCCAAAAGGAAAAGCUGGCCCGCUGGCCGGGGGACAGUUAAACAAGGAACAUGAGGCCCUGGUUGGUCAGUAUAUUCAACUAAUUUGGCAUUUCUGUUCAGUGUUCAAACCAUUGAACAGAAAUGCAUUGUCACUGCAAAUGGGAAUUGGAGAAAUAAGUCUAGCAUUGAAGACAAUUUAGCAGAUGCUUCUAUCCAAAAUGACUUUUUUUGUUCUUUUUUUUAAGUUAGCCACUAACACUUAGCUGCAUAUACUAAGCAUAACAACCUAAGCCAAUUUGUGAGUGGCAGGGAAGCCUGGUGGUGAAGAGUAGUGGGACAGUAAAACUGUUGCGGUUUCUAGUACCUAAACCGAUAGAGUGAAUAAACCUGUGGUUCUGUUCCUGA